AUGACUGCGACGAAAAAAGGAUGCAGUAAUGAACCAGGACCCGCAAAAGCCACGCCUCUAAACUUCAACACAGAUGAGAUUCGCUAUCUGAAACAAUCGUGGGAAAUGGCUACUUCUACCAUGGAUAUCGGCUGUGAACUGGUGGCACGUCUAUUGAACGAUAAUAGGACAAGAUUUCGAGAACUCAUCGAAAGUCAUUCGGGUGAAAUACUUGGGGCAGCGAACAUCACUGCCGAAGACGUCAGAAAAAUUCGACGGGCUCGAGCAGUUGGUGGUGGAGUCGUCAUAUUUUUCAACCAGGGAAUACGACGGCCGUGGCAGAAGGGAAACGUUUUCGAAAGUCUCGAGUCUCUAGGGGAAUUCUUUACACUAUUUGAUGAAGCGGAGGAAAUUAAUGUUGGCACGCCUGAAAAGUUACUGAUGUACCAACCAGAGUCAUCCGAAAAGGAUCUGAGUUAUGUCGCUGCUGGUGAUAGGAAUUUGAAGUCGUUACAGGAUAGCUCCAUCUGUAAGGUGAUUUAUAGAGCUCCCUGCGGAAAUGCAGACUCUUGUAGUCAGAACAGAGAAAUAAAUUUUUCGAUAUUACGUCGAUCUGUCACUCUUCUGCGCAAGAAUGCUUAG
Molecule: messenger RNA, 621 nt
Organism: Cooperia oncophora
Lineage: Eukaryota; Metazoa; Nematoda; Chromadorea; Rhabditida; Trichostrongylidae
Source: the annotation of a GenBank genome assembly